AUGGAACAAUACACGCCACCACAACGCGCUGUUAUCGUACAGCUUUACAUUCAAAACAACUUCUCAAUUGUGAAAACGCAACGUGCAUAUCGUGCAAAAUAUCGAGUGAAAAAAGCGCCUUCAGACCAUACUAUUAGACAUUUACACCAAAAAUUUUUGGCUGAUUUGACAGCUCCCGACUUCUUCCUGUGGGGUUUUUUGAAGUCCAAAGUUUAUGUCAACAAGCCACGGACCCUGGAAGCUUUGAAAGACAAUAUCCGACGGGAAAUGGCCGCUAUAGAGCCUGAAACACUUCAGAAAGUGAUGGAAAAUGCCGAAAAACGAGCCAUUCCGCCAUCCGCUCUGGCGGUGGCCAUUUACGCGAUAUAA
This is a messenger RNA of Mycetomoellerius zeteki, 369 nucleotides long. RefSeq lists its product as uncharacterized. The record is from RefSeq and is a predicted model, not a curated record. Bases 1 to 369 code for a protein of 122 amino acids. Gene Ontology annotation, molecular function: nucleic acid binding. The transcript is spliced from 2 exons. Lineage: Eukaryota; Metazoa; Arthropoda; Insecta; Hymenoptera; Formicidae.